AAUUACCUUUAUUUCGUCUGUCAGUAAAAUGUAUAUUUAUUUUACACAUGAACGGUUUCCCUGUACUCAGAACUUGGUCAUGGUCGAAAAUUUGUUUGGCGACAAAGCUCCGUAUCUUGGAAAUCAUUAGCGGUUCUCGGAAUAGGGAUCUUAGUGGACAAGACUCUGUGACGAAUCGAUUCGACUCGCCUAACUUUUAAAUGGCUAGCAACUUAUUGUCUUUGAUAUAUGUAUCUAUAAACUAUAAAGCGAUAGCAAUCUAAAAGUAUGUGUAAUCUAUACUAAUAUAUAAAUCUACAGUGGUUUUUACGGAUGUUCCGUUAUAACUACUGAACCAUGCAUCCGAUUGACUUGAAACUUGGUACCCAUGUAGAAAAUACAUGUACUUAAUGGAUGGGCUAAUAUUUAUAUCAGUGUUGGACUCCCUACACCAGUUGCGGGGGCGUUAAUGAUGGGAAUCUUUGUGGGGGUGAGAAAUAAUAUUGUUAAUUUUAAAUCCCCAGCGAAGCGGACGGGUACAACUAGUGUAUUAUAAGUCCUGACUCGUUUUACGUUAUCUGUCAUAUGUCAUAGAGGCAUGCCUCUCAAGCAAGAAGUCACAGGUAGGUACUCAAGGCUACAUAUAGAGUUAAAUUUGUGUCCACGAGUGCUCAGCGUGUUAACGAUAUAUUUACGCGUCUACUCUGUAACGUUGGCUAUGAAUUUUGUAAACAUACACAAUAUAUGCAACAUAUUAUUAUGUAACAAAAUAAGUAUUUACCUAUAUAAAGAUCAUCACUGAUUUACUGAGAAUUAAUAUACUUACAGCUCAAACAGGAGUACUUAAUAAAAAAUCAUCAAAUCCUUGAAAUAAAUAAGGUUAGAUAUUUAACGAAAUUUGUUCUGGCUACAAUCGCUAAAAUGCCUUAGAUUAUUAAAUCAUCAAACGAAAAUUUGAUUUUGAAUCUUCAAAUUCAAUGACGUUACUAUGUAUUAGUUUACAUUAAUCUUCGGUAUUAGCUGCAACAGAUUCACAGAACGGCAAAGUUAAAUUCACGAAUUUCGUUUUGCCUCUCUAUCACGAUGGAACAAAAAGUUUAACAAGUACCACCGAUUUCGCGCGCUUUGCCUGUUUUUUUUUUAUUCUAUUGAAUCUUUCCAGAACAUUCCAAUUAAGGUCAAUGAUAGUGGAACUAACACAGUUGCUUUAUUGCAUGAUUCAUCGUGUUUACGAUAAAAUGUAUUUUUUACUGACACUAAGGGAGACGACCUGAUAGUGAGUGGUCACCUUCGCUCGCGGACAUCAACGAUGCCAGGGCAACGAUUUUUAAGACCACAUUUGAAGAACACGCCUUGAAGAUACGGAAGCUAUGUGAAAUUUACUCCAAAAUACACGUCGAACUCGACAAAGAGUUCUAUGUACAAUCUAACUCAUGCAUCAGCCCGCUGAGUUUCUCGCCAGAUCUUCUCAGCGGGUCGCAAUUCCGAUCCGGUAGUAGAUUUAUUCGCGAAGCAGCUGUUUUUGAGUUGUGAGGUCUCCUUCGGAGGCACUCGGACGGUUGUUACCAAAUCCCACCUGUUCUAGUGAAACUGGAAAGGCUUCUGGGCCACCAGUAGGUAAUCACUCAUUCAUAAAAAUAAAAAAUAUUAUAGAAAAAAUUAAUGGACUCUGCUCUGAUGGUAGGUGGUGAAAAAUAAUUGCUUACAGCACUCUCUGUAGAUUUUUAUUAAAUUUUAUUCAGCAAAAGUUAUAUCUAAUUUAAUUUCCUAUAUAAGUUGGCCCAACGCACAAAAUGUUCGGUCUGAUGUGACGUACAGCAUAACAUUCUAAAUUUAUAAAUAGAGUAUUGGAGCAGUCUCUCGCGCGCACCGUCUCUCUUGUGCUGGCUAACCUAUAAUUUCCUUCGCUUACACGCUGCACAUGUGUAUUCAUUAAAUAAAAAAAUGACCGAAGAAAACGAAGGUUUCUUUAAGAAGUUUCACGAAUCGAUCAACAACGAAUUAGACGAAGUCACAAAAAACAAUUUCGCCAAUUUAGAAUCGAACUCUAAGCGCGUUUCGUAUCUGUGCAGUCUCCCGAUUAUAAAAAAGUACGAUAUCACCGAUGAUGUUGUGAAAUGUAAAACGGGUGGCGAGUUUCCUGUAAACAAAUCUUUAAGCAAAGCUCUACAAUUAAAGGACGCGGGAAACCAAUGGGUCCAAAAGGGUGAUUGGGUGAAGGCUUUGGUAUUUUACAGUCAAAGUAUGAUGCAUAUGCCAGAAAAGGAAACGGAAGAGUUGUCAAUUGUUUUCGCCAAUCGAUCGGCAGCUCUGAACCAUUUGCAGCAAUACGAGGAAGCCCUAGCCGAUAUAAAGAAAUGUUUGUCCCUCGGAUAUCCUCGGCAUCUCAGAUACAAAGUUUACGAAAGAAAAGCACGUAGUUUGUUGGCGCUGAAAAGGAACCGGGAAUCAAUUGUUGCAUUCCAAGACACUAUAAGUGCUUUAGAUGAGGCAACAAAACUUGAAAAGGAGAAAAGAACCAAAAUGCGGACAGAUGCUAAGAUAAUGUUGGAAAUUUUGAACAAGGGACUAGUUCUCGCUGGGAAUCCAAGCGAUCCAGAACCUUUAAAUAAGAUUCCUCCAAAACCGAAAUUAGCAGGAAAGCAUAACUCCAAGUUCCCGGCGGCUUCUGAAGCGAUAACAAUAGAUACUGACGACGUUAAAGGAAGAUACGCUACUGCAACAAGGGAUAUCAGUGCUGGAGAAGUUUUGCUUAUUGAGAAAGCGCACAGUGGAGUUCUUUUGGCUGAAUUCUCGAAGACACAUUGUCAAAAUUGCUUCCUUAAGUGUCCUAUAUCACUACCGUGUCCCAAGUGUCCGAACGUAAUAUUCUGCAGCGACAAAUGCCUAGAAACCGCUUUAAAAUCAUAUCACGGUUACGAAUGUCAAAUACUUCCAUUGAUAUGGAAAUCUGGAUGUUCUAUCACAUGCCAAAUCGCUUUGAGAAUGAUCACGCAAAACAAAAAGGAUUACUUUUUGAGCAUCAGCAAUGAUUUGAAGCCCCAGUUGGGUGCAUACAAGACGGAAGACUACAGAAACAUUUACAAUUUAACAACUCAUGAAGAAAAAAGAUGCAAGCAAGACUUUUUGCACAGAACAGAGAUGGUAGUAUUCCUGAUUAAGGUCUUAGAAUUGACCGGUUAUUUUGACGGAAAACCAAGAACGAAGCCGAUAGAAAUGGUGGAACUGAAUUCAAUGGCGGUUAACGAAAAAUACCAGGGUGACGUAGAAUUGAUAGGUGGCUACUUGUUGAGGAAUCUUCAGGUUCUACAAUUCAAUGCGCACGAAGUGUUUGAACUUCAAGUACCUAAGCCGAAAGUUGAUAAGAAUAUUAUAAAACAUGACGGAAAAUCAGUGUUUUUAGCCGGAGCCGUUUUCCCGACACUCGCCCUAUUCAAUCACUCCUGUGAACCAGGCGUUGUAAGAUAUUUCUAUGGCUCACACAUCGUAGUUCGUGCCGUCAAAAAUAUCAAAAAAGGUGAGGAAGUCUGCGAAAACUACGGUCCAAUAUUCACGACCGUGCCCAAGGAGAAGAGACAAAUGGAACUCAAAGACCGGUACUGGUUUGACUGUGAAUGCAUACCGUGCAAGGAAAACUGGCCUUUGUACGAUGAGAUGACCGAGAAUUACAUGAGAUUCAAGUGCGAUUCCGACAAUCCUUGCCCGAACGUGGUGGCUGUUCCGUACGACUGCACCGAAUUCAUGAUCCAGUGUGGUUUAUGCCAGCAGUACACCAACAUACUGAAGGGACUAAAAUCGCUCCAGGAUACAGAAAUGCUCUAUCGCCACGGUCGAGCAGCUAUGGAUGAAGGCAAAUAUGGUGAAGCAGUAAAGAAGUUCACCGAAGUACUGAAGCUAUAUGAUGCAACAUUAGCACCACCAUACAAGUCAUACUAUGAUUGCGUCCAAGACUUGAGACGCUGUUUGCUUUCCAUGGGCAACUACAGUAUUAUUUAAAAUAUAUUAAAUGUUUAAAUUAUUUUUUUGUAAUGGCAACAUUUUGCUGAUUGAAAUCCUUUUAAAAUUAAAUGUUUUCAUGAGUCUUUUUA
Molecule: messenger RNA, 4067 nt
Organism: Bombyx mori (domestic silkworm)
Lineage: Eukaryota; Metazoa; Arthropoda; Insecta; Lepidoptera; Bombycidae
Gene: Smyd4-3
Product: SET and MYND domain-containing protein 4
Exons: 7
Coding region: 1924-3975 (683 amino acids)
Biological process (GO): compound eye photoreceptor development
Cellular component (GO): nucleus; cytoplasm
Molecular function (GO): histone deacetylase binding
Source: RefSeq, a predicted model, not a curated record